AAUCCACCUGUCAACGGUUUUCCCGAUCCGUGCCAUGGAUGAUGCCAGCCACACCUUGCGACGAUGGAGCUCGCGGGUUUCUGCGAAGAUUGCGCCUCUUGUGCAUGGUCUGCCAGUGCUCCCAGCCGACGCCAAGCUGCGGGAGGGCUUGCUGAUCGGCGACGAGAUCCUGGUCUUGGAAGCUCUCCAGCCUCGCACCCGGACCUUGACUGCCUCGAAGCGCCCACCCGCCGAGCUCACCAAGGGCUUUCAGGAUGACACCGUGAACGGCUUUGAGACCUUGGCCUUGGAUUAUCUCCUGCAAGGCAUGUGGUCCAAGGCGCUCUACUCGAGCCGCCGCUCGACGCGCCGUGUGAAGAGCACAGCCCCGCGGCGCGAGGCACUGCUGCAGCGCUUGUGGAGACAUCCCGUCUUGGGACCCAUUCUGCAAAUGCAGUUGGAGAACGUGAGCUUCACCAUUCUUCCAGCUGAGGAUCCCCAGGAGACUCACUUAUGGCUCAUGUCGCCCUCCGUGCUCCACCGCGCGGCGCUGGCCUCACCCUCGAACGCGGAGGUCCUCGAGUCCUUGGCCAAGGCCUUGCAUUGGCAUCCUUGGAGAGUCAUUUCUGGCUUUGAUGCGCCUGACAGAGAUGAUUUCUACAUGCCCAGUCAUGACUUGCGAAGCUGCCGGGACUUCUGCAUCCGACAUGGUUUCAGUGGCUUCUUUGUACAGAAUGGCUAUGCCUACUUCCGUCGGACCUUGGGACACUUUCGAGAAGCGAAAGCAGGAGUGCUGCACUUGGCACCAGGUCCCAGCUCUUUGUCGCAAAGAUCUCUUGCCGCCCUACUGUUGGGGCAAACCGCACUGGAGCGUGAGACCGCCAUGGAUGUGGCGCUCCAGACGGGCGCAAAGGGCCUCGUGCGCGCGCUGGGGCAGAUGGGAUGCGAGAUCUCGGAUGAUGGGCGCAUUGGAGCAGAGAAGAUGGUCCUGGAGCGGAUUCUGCUUGGGGGUCAACCGCCCUGGCUCCACCGGGCGGUGCAAAGCUGGCACGGCUCCGAGAAGGCUCAGGACGGCAUUGUGCUGGAAAACCCCGAAGAGAUUCGGAACCAUACGCAGAAGGAAGUCUUUCAGCUGCAGAUGGCCACUCGCCUCCCGUUGCCUGUUUGCGCCAAAAUCUUGCGCCACUUCGGCCGGGCAGAGCUGGCCAUUGCUGAGUUCCAUCGAGAUCCUCAGGCCGUGCUCCGCUCCAACGGCGUUCCGAGCCUCGCGGGCGAAGCGAGGCGAGAAGACGGUGGAGUGUGUGGCAUUUGCUUCGAGCCCAGUGGUGAGCUGCAGAAGUGGCUACCUUGCAGGGGGAUCCAUCCCUUCUGUGAUGCUUGCCUUCGACACUACUUGCAGGGCUUGUUGGACAGUGGGAAUGUCAGCGGCAUGGUGUGUCCGGAGCCCACGUGUCGGCUGCCACUGGACGACACCGCGGUGGCGGCGCUUCUGGGCCCGGUGGCACGAGAGAAGUUCGUGAAAAUCUCUGCGGCCUUAGACGUCGCUGCACGACCGGGGCACAUCGCAUGGUGUCCUCAGCCUGGUUGCGGCAAGGCCGUGGCACGCUCUGGGGGACUCACUGUAAGAUGUGCCUGCGGCUAUCGUUUUUGCUGCGGCUGCAAGCUUCCGGGAGGUCAUGAGCCCUGCAGCUGCGAGCAGUGGAAGGCAGAAGAGCUUCUCUUUUCGCUCGUCUCCAAGUCUUUCCGGACGACCUGUUACCCCGCAAACUACCGCCAUUUGACUGAGUUCCAUGAGCUGCUGCUCAAGGCUUGGAUUGACGCCCAUCCACAGCUCGAGCAGCAGCAGAAAGAGCGGAAGAAGCAUUUGGAUCGAGACGAAGUUUGGAUCCGUCGGAAUGCACAGCAUUGCCCGGGCUGCCGAGGCGUUGUCGAGCGCAACGGCGGGUGCAACCACAUGAUUUGCCGUUGUGGAGUGCACUUCUGCUAUGUUUGUGGGCGGCUUUGGCAGGAGCAUGAAACGCAGCGUGGAGGAAUGGACUUUUUCAACUGCCGCUUGCCCAAGGCGCACACGCACCGGAGCGGUUCGAAGACACAGAGCUCGGAAGGUUUUGCGGAGGACCCCAUCGCGGAGUUCCAAGCGCUGGAGAGGAAUGUGGCGUGUGCACAACGCUGGGCGAUGGAAGCUGGUAGCCUUUUACAGGCGUUCCAUCAUGUCCUGAGUUUGCCAACGCCAUCAAGCCCGUCCUCUCAGGCUGUGCGGAUGGAGCCGCAACUGUCGAGCACCUUGCGUGAGGCAGUGGAAGUCCUAGUGAAUGCGCAGCGAACCAUGCGGUGCUGUUGGGUCUUCAGGUGGCACGCCAGCACACAGCAGUUGGAGACGGGUCCGAUGGAGUUUUGGUUGGGCGAGUUCCAGACCGCCUGCAGUACACUGGAGGCCGCCCUAGGGCCCAGCUUCCAAGCUGCGUGGCAGUCGCACAUGCCGCACCUGGAAGCAUCCGAGCAGCGCUGGCCCCUCCUGGAGAGUUCCUCCGGGGACCUACAUGAUGUGAUGUGGCGCUUGGAAGCCUUAGAGUUGAGUCACGAUGAUUUACUGCGGCUCAUGGAUUCGGUGUGCCGCUUAGAACAGCGUUUGCUCUCGGGAGCACGCUCGGGACGCUUCUACGGGGAGCCGCCAGGGGUUUUAUCGCGUUUUGCUCAGAAAGCUUUGAGCUGGCUGGGUCUGUGAGGCACCGACAGCUUCGGCGGCGAGUUCCAAAGAGUUCAGUGGAGCGGAUCUCUUCCAACAGCCGAUUUCAGACAGCCGUCAUAGAGCUCACAGCUCAGCUGCUCCUUUUUUAGACUAGAUCGAGUGGAUCUAUUGGAAUGUCCAGUGGUCGCCCAGUGGAUCAGUAGAGUG
Molecule: messenger RNA, 2875 nt
Organism: Durusdinium trenchii
Lineage: Eukaryota; Dinophyceae; Suessiales; Symbiodiniaceae
Source: the annotation of a GenBank genome assembly